This is a messenger RNA of Entamoeba invadens IP1, 1156 nucleotides long. RefSeq lists its product as hypothetical. NCBI's taxonomy places the organism in Eukaryota, Evosea, Mastigamoebida, Endamoebidae. The transcript has a single exon. The annotation marks the transcript as partial. The record is from RefSeq and is a predicted model, not a curated record.
AUGAGUAAAGUCCAUCUUGAGCCAGUUUAUAUUGCCAAUGUAGCGUUGUACGUUGACAGAUAUUCUACAUUUGAAACCCUUCAAAAGGUUUCACAAAAUUGUAUUGUUGGAUUAGAAAUACUACAUAUCAACCCACAAAAACUUGCCACUGGAAUUGAUUAUUUAUUCCGUGUUAUUCCAAACUUAAACACGUUGUGUUCUUCCAUAGAAUACGCCAAGAACGAACUAAUUGAAAAAUACACAAAUAAAAUACGAUGGAUCGAUGCGUCGGGGCAGGUUAGUGAUUGCUCAAAAAUUCCAACAUUAUUUAACGAGAAAAUCAACAAAAUACGCAUAUUGGGCUAUGACUUAAAAAAUGUCAACAAAUACGAAUCUUUAGAACAAAUUAUUGUCGAACAACUUAGUCCAAAUGAUUUGUGUUAUUUAGAAAACUUAAGUACUCUUGUCAAUUUAAAAAUAGUAGUUCUGUAUUCUAUGGUAACAAUCGAUAACAGCAAACAGAAGUUUAUUAAUGUUUCAAAUUGUCUUCCCAACGUGAAAUUUUCGAUAGUUUUAAAUGUGUCAAAUGCCUGUAAUAUUGAACAUAUCACUAAAAAUUUGAACUUUAUGUAUUGGGAUUAUAUCAAAGCAAAAACUCGAAUUUUUAACACUGAAAUUUACAAAACAAAUCCAAUAAAAGAAGAAAAAGUGGAAGUUGAUUGUAGUAAUGACAUAGUAACAAAUAGCUAUAAAAUUUAUAUAUCGAAGAAUGGAACUGAUUUGAAGAUGUAUUCUUCCUUUAACGACAAAACGUUUGAUAAAAAAUUAACAUCUGAAAAAUAUCAAAAAAUAAAAAUUGUAUUGAAGGGAGAAAUUUUGUUCGAAAAAACAAUAAUGGUAAAUAUUCACAAAAUUUUCAAAUUUGCUGCAAAAACAGUUAUAAAUGGAAAAUUGUACGAGUGUGAUUUUUUGAAAAAAGAAAUUGGCAACAUAUUUACUUCUAAAUGUGCAAAUUAUAUUAUUCGUUUGGAAAUCACAACAAGUAAUAAAGUUAUGACAAUAACUCUUUAUUUUGAGUCAACUUUUGAUGUAAUUAACUCAUUGACAAGUGCAACCAAAAUGACUGAUGUUUCAAUAAAUUCAGAUCUUUCAAUAAUAAAAAAGUGCAAAUUUAAAA